Molecule: messenger RNA, 1757 nt
Organism: Cucumis melo (muskmelon)
Lineage: Eukaryota; Viridiplantae; Streptophyta; Magnoliopsida; Cucurbitales; Cucurbitaceae
Product: 60S ribosomal protein L5, mitochondrial-like
Exons: 1
Coding region: 1-579 (192 amino acids)
Biological process (GO): translation
Cellular component (GO): ribosome; cytosolic large ribosomal subunit
Molecular function (GO): RNA binding; structural constituent of ribosome
Source: RefSeq, a predicted model, not a curated record
AUGGGUCCGAGCCAACAACUCCAGUUUCAUUACGAAGAUAUAUCACGUCAGGAUCCGUUGCUCAAACAGAAUCACACCAACGUUAUGGAAGUUCCUGGAUCGUCUUCAAUAAGAGUCGUGCCAAAGGAACCCUAUGAUUUCAGAAGAAAAAAUGGAAAAUUGGCUAUGGAGAUUCUGCGCGGUCAGAAAUUGAUACAGACAAGGGGUUCGACAGGAAAGUCCUUUCGAUCCAAUCCAUUCUUGGAGUCAAAUAAAGACAAAGGAUAUGUCAGUGACCUAGCACGAGAAAGCACUCUCCGAGGGCAUGAAAUGUCUAAUUUUUCUUUCAAAAUCAUUAUAGGAAUAGUAAUGUCUUUCUUAAAUUCUCCGGCCGAAAUACGGGAAAACUCCAUGAAAUUCUCGAUGGAAACGGAGUUUUUCGAAUUCUUCCCGGAACUGGCAGAUCAUUUCGAGAUCUUCUCUAAGACUCUAGGGUUCAAUGUGACUAUUGUCACUUCGGCCAAGACACAAGAUGAGACUUUACCACCGUGGAGCGGCUUUUUGAAAAAAAAAUGGAAUUUGAAAAAAAGAAAAGAUUGAAGCUGAAAUCCAACUUCUUCUUGAAAUAAAGAACUCGCACACACUAGAUUUCUUGGAUUCCAAAAAAAAUCAAUACACCAGCUUAGAUUUCUUGGAUUUCUUUUUUUCGCAAAUUCUUUGCUCAUCUGGAGUAGCUUAAUUAGUGGAGUUGAGAUGAACAAGGGCCUAGGCGCCAGUAACCCAAAGAAAUGAAAGAAGAGCUUACUUAUUUGAUUCAUUUCCUAUCUAGGAGUCCUCAAACAAAGUUCCAUUCGAGAUUGGACUAAGAAGGAAGAAGGCGAGUCAGUAUGCUAAUGCCUCAUCCUCAAAUCAAUCCUUCCCAUAGGUUAUUGUCCCAACGAAUAAGUAAUUGUAGGAGUGAAAGCUUCAUAUAAUUCGAAAAAGCAAGAGCAGCAAGUCCAAGUAAAUCAAAUACGAAACAAAAUACGUCAUUUUUUUAGGAUUAAACAAAAGGAUUCGCAAAUCAAAGUGCUAAUGCUACAACCAGUCCAUAAAUUGUUAAAGCUUCCAUAAAAGCCAGACUAAGAAAUCAAGUACCUCGGAUUUUUCCCUCCGCCUCGGGUUGUCUCGCGAUCCCUUCUACAGCUUGGCCCGCAGCAGUACCUUGACCAAUCCCAGGUCCAAUAGAAGCAAGCCCGACGGCCAACCCAGCAGCAAUAACGGAAGCGGCAGAAAUCAGUGGAUUCAUGAUAAGUUCCUCACACCAAAAGAAAGAAAUGGUUAAUGAUACAAUCAACCAAUGAAUUAUAACUUAUUAUUCCAUCACUAAGAUUUAUCCAACUAAAAAUUACGAAUUGAAGUAAUAAUAUUAUUUCAUCGUCCAAACUACUUCAAUCUCUCUUUUUUAGUUCCUAUCCAUCCACGUAGUUUUUGUGAAUCCAUACGACUUUUGUUCUUCCAUUUCUUUUAAAGCAUUCUUUUCAUUCUUCAUUGUUUUUCUUGAUUUAAUCUCUCUAUUCAUUCAAUAUUGAAUUCAAAAUUACAUUACAGCCGAAACAGAAGGACUUCCAUUGUAAGCCCUAUCUAAAUUCACAGUAGUAGGGCGGAUCUCUGAAUUUGUAAUUCUAUUUUGAGUUCGAUUUUGUUAUUUCACAUUAGUUCAGUUCGGUUAGAUAAUAUAGGAAAGAAAACAGGAGAAAGAGAGCUCUCAACUCCUUUACUGCAGGCCAAAAGAAAAG